Thamnophis elegans (Western terrestrial garter snake) is the source of this 2241-nucleotide messenger RNA. It is a transcript of the gene ADGRD2, whose product is annotated as adhesion G protein-coupled receptor D2. Gene Ontology annotation, biological process: cell surface receptor signaling pathway; adenylate cyclase-activating G protein-coupled receptor signaling pathway. The record is from RefSeq and is a predicted model, not a curated record. Gene Ontology annotation, molecular function: G protein-coupled receptor activity. Lineage: Eukaryota; Metazoa; Chordata; Lepidosauria; Squamata; Natricidae. Bases 1 to 2241 code for a protein of 746 amino acids. Gene Ontology annotation, cellular component: membrane. The transcript is spliced from 20 exons.
AUGGGCCCUGCUCUGCAACCUUACCUUUCGCCUGUCGCUACAGAAAAGCUGAAGAAGGUCCAGUCGGAACCUGUCCCGCCGUUCAUCGCUCGUGUUAACGCCCAGGCGAAUAUGACAGUGAUUCCCAAGAACGUCUUCCAGGCACAAGUCCAAGGUGUGACUAUUUCAGCCGCCGCUAAUCAAUUGGGGGCCGUGGAGAGGAUCCUGUCCGAAGCCCAGCCUCCACCCCUGGAUGCCUCUUCUCUCCUGGGUGUCUUCCAGCUGUUGAAAGAGGUGUCCGAUGUGGAGGUGGAAGAACCGAGUCAGCUGGCAGCACUGGAACAGCUGGGUCAACAUUAUGUGGAGGUUACAGGGAGACUCCUGGAGGAGAAGAUUACAGAGGAUUGGUCUCAGAUCAAGAUGAUCAUUGGGGGACCCAUGACGGUGGUAGAGAACGUGGACAAAAUGGCUUCCAGCCUCCAUCAGCUCUUGAGCCCCGACCGAGAGAAAGUCGCCUUUCGCAGUAAGAACGUCGGGAUUGAGGUCCAACGGGCAGAGCUGGGCCCAGAGAGCAAUGGCGGGGGGGCCUCCCUGAUGCCCACCCACCGCUGGGACCCGCUGGAUGUAAUAGAGAUCCCAGCAGAGGAAGUGGAGCGCCUGAGAGUGAGAGGUCUGCGUCAAAUCACCCUCACCCAUACUUGGUACAGCUAUGGGGCCCUCCAGCACCUUCUCGCCAGCACCAGUGCUGUGUUCAAAGACUCCGCUGUGUCCGACGGCGGACGGAGGCAUCUCAGUACCCAGGUGGCCUCUUCCAUCAUCUCCUCUAGCUUGGUCAGCAACUAUGAGGAAAUCAGCACGUCUGUGCGGUACCGUCUUCGGCAUCGGGUUCAGGCUUUACCAGACCAAUUUGUGGAGCCAGUCUGUGCUUUUUGGAACUUCAGCAGAAGUCCUGAAGGUGUUGCUGGAGGCUGGUCGACCAGAGGUUGCUCGGUGUCUUCUUCUCAGGAGGAUCUAACCACCUGUGCCUGUAACCAUACCACCAACUUUGCAGUCUUGCUGCAGGUCUAUGAAGUUCAGAGGAGCCUCGAGGAGGAAUCCAUCCUGAAGACCCUGACGUUUGUUGGCUGUGGCGUGUCCUUCUGUGCCUUGAUCGUCACCUUGGUGCUCUUCUUAGCCGUUGGAGUCCCUAAAAGCGAGAGAACGACGGUGCAUAAAAACUUGAUCUUCGCCUUGGCUGCUGCAGAAGCCUUGUUAAUGUUCAGUGAAUUGGCCAAGAUCAACCAGGGUGUUUGCUUCGCGGUCACCGCCUUUCUCCACCUCUUCUUCAUGGCGGCCUUCGCUUGGAUGUUGGUGGAAGGUCUUCUGCUGUGGAGCAAAGUGGUGGCCGUCAACAUGAGUGAGGAUCGGAGGAUGCGGUUCUACUAUGUGACCGGUUGGGGGCUUCCUGUGCUGAUUGUGGGCGUCACCUUGGCCACUUCGUUCAACAAUUACGUGGCGGAGAACCACUGUUGGCUGAAUGUCCAGACAGAAGUCAUCUGGGCUUUCGUGGGACCUGUCCUCUUUGUCCUAACAGUCAACACCUUUGUGCUGUUUCGGGUGGUGAUGGUGACAGUCUCCAGCGCACGGCGUCGGUCGCGGAUGCUGACUCCCAACAGCAGUCUGGAGAAACAGAUUGGGGUUCAAAUCUGGGCCACCACCAAACCCAUCUUGGUGCUGCUCCCUGUCCUGGGCCUCACCUGGGUGUGCGGCAUCCUCGUCCACCUGAGCGUGACUUGGGCUUACAUCUUCAUCAUGCUGAACUCCCUCCAGGGCCUCUACAUAUUCCUGGUCUAUGCACUCUAUAACAGCGAGGUGCGGAAUGCCAUCCAGAGAAUGAGGGAGAAGAAAAAAGCUCUCUCGUUCACGAACUGCUCCCACCCUGUCAAUUACCUGUCAAGCCCCAGGAACACCUCCUGGGAGAUGGCCAGGUUCAACCCAACCACCCCAGAAAACACCACCUGUUCCAGCGAGAAGGAGGCCGCGCACAAGAGCAAAGGGAACUUCAGCGCCAAAAUCCCACGGAGUGUUUCCUCCAUUAUGUCGCCCGAGAAACCGGAGAGCUUCUUAUCCUCCUCCCAUUCUUGGCUUCCAAGCUUGGAGUGGUGGCCAGAAGCUAAGGAGAACAAAGAGAAGACCAGGCAACAUAACCUCCAUCCUAAUGGUGAACUUCUGGUGACCACAUCUACUGUAGUGUCUUAUCCAAAUGAACCACAGCAACAGUGA